This is a messenger RNA of Acanthosepion pharaonis, 1935 nucleotides long. The record is from the annotation of a GenBank genome assembly. NCBI's taxonomy places the organism in Eukaryota, Metazoa, Mollusca, Cephalopoda, Sepiida, Sepiidae.
AUGCUUUUUUCGUCUUUUCCCUUUGCUGCAUUUUCUGCUUCUUACAUCUUUCUCGCUUUUCUCCUUUUUAUCUUUUUCUUUUUUUGUCCUUCAGCUGAAAAAAGAGCUGAAAAAGAUUUUAAAAAUAUCUUUUUAGCUUUUUUGUCUCUUAUCACUUGUUUUUUCUUUCAUUUUUCUGCAUUUUAUGUAUUUUUUCUUUUUUUCUCCAUUUUCUGCUGUUUUUGCCUUUUACUUUUUCUACUUUUUAUCAUUUUUCUUUUUUCUGCACUCUCCGUCAGUUCAUCUUUUUCUGUCUCUUGUUUUUCUUCCAUUUUUGAUUUUUUAUGUUUUUUCAUUUUCUGCCUUUUUACUUUAUUUUUCUGUUUCUGUUUUUCUAAUUUUUCUUUUUCUGCUUUUUUACUAUUUCUUUUCGUUUUCUACCUUUGUUUAUUUUUUCAUUUUUUGAUUGUUUUAUUUUCUUUUCUUUUCUGCUUUUUUUCCUUUCUUUUUUCUUUUUUCUAUUUUCUUCCUUUUCAGCAGUUUCUAUUUUCUUUCCUUCUCUGCAUCCUCUAUUUUAUUCCUUUCAUUCUUUUUCUUAUUUUUCCUUUCCUGCUUUUAAAAAUUCUAUUUUUUCCAUUUCUGCUUUUUAUUAUUUUUUCUUCAGCUUUAGAAAAAUUUUUUAAAAAAACAUUGUUUUGUUUUGUUUUUUCCUUUCCGGCUUUUUUUAAAUAUUUUUACCUUUUCUGCCUUUUUUCUAUCGUUUCCUUUGCUGUUAUUUUAUUUCCUUUUCUGUUUUUUUUUUUUAAUUUUCUGCUUUUUUUUCAUUUUCUGCUUUUAUUCUAUUAUUUUCUUUUCUGCUUUUCUUAUUUUUGCAUUUCUGCCAUUUGCUAUUUUUCUUUCUCGGCAUUUAAUUUUUUUCUUUUCUACUUUUUUCCUGUUUAUAUUUUCCAUUUCAUCAAAAAAAAUUUUCCUUUUUUAAUUCAAUUUUUUCCUUUGUGUCUUUUUCUUUUUUCAUUUUUUCCUGCUUUUUUUCUUUUUCUGCUAUUUUUAUUUUUUACUGCCAUUUUUAUUUUCUCAUGUUCAGCCUUUUUUAUUUUUAUUUUCUGGCUUUUUAAAUUUUUCCUUUGCUCCAUAUUGUAUUUUUUCUGCCUUCUUUAUUUUUUUCUUUUCAGGUUUUUUAUUUUAUUUCCUUUCUGCCUAUUUGUUUUGUUUUUUUUCUUUUGCUGCAUUUUUUUCAUUCCAUUUUUUGUCUUUUUUCUGAUUUUUGUUUUACAUUUUAACAUUUCUGCCUUUUUCAUUAUUAUUAUUGUCACCUCUCUUCCAUUUCUGUAUUUCUGGCUUUUACCUUUUUCUGUUUAUGAUAUUUUUACAUUUCCUUUUUUCAUUUGUCUUCCUUUUCUGUUUUUUUGUCAUUUUCUUUUUUCUGCUUUGUUCAUUUUUUCCUUUUUAUUUUUUUUUUUUCAUAUUUUUCUCUCUUUCAUGUGUUUCACCUUUCUAUAUUUUUCCUUUUCUGCCUUAUUCACUAUACAUCCUUUUCUAUAUUUUUCACAUUUUUGCAUUUUACUUUUUCCACUUUUAUACUUUUUUCUGUUUUUUUUCACCUUUUUCAAUUUUGCUGUUUUUCAUCUUUUUUCCUUUUCUACUUGUUUCUAUUUUUUGUUCCUUUUAUGCUUUCCUAUUUUUCUAUUUUUUUCAUUUUUACUAUCUUUACCAUUCCUGUUAUUUCUUCUUUUUCUUUUUUUUUUAAAUUUGUUCUUUCUUUUUCUAGGUUUUUUUUUCCUUUUCUGCAUCUUUCUUUUAUCUAUUUUUACUUUUUUCACCUUUUAUCCAUUUCUAAUUUUUGUUUUCACCAUUUUUACUUUUUCUGAAUUUUUCCUUCUCUGGUCAUUUAAUCUUUUCUGUUUUUUUAUAUUUCACUUUUUUUAUUUUUUAUUUUUUUUUACAGUUAUCCUUUGA